CCAAUCAUCGUAUAUCCCGACAUUGUAGUUUCCGACAUCGUACAUAUCAAACACCACAAACGACACUUGAAUCACCCAUUUUUGUCUUGAUAUAUUCUUCAAAAUAUAGCUAGAUAGAUAGAUAGAUAGAUAGAUACCCUUUUAAAUUUGAGGGGAUAAAACUACCCAAUCUUAAUAUUCUUUCUUUACAACAACUUGAAGUUUAAGUUCAUAUCAACUUCAAGAUUAUUAGGUCAACUUAUUCUGAUAAUUAUGAGGAUUUGGAAGUUGGGUUUUGUGAUUUGUGUUUGGUUUCUUCUGUUCGCAGUUGAAUCAUGUUUGUGUAGAUUUAUGGUGGAAAAUAUUAAUUUGAAAGUUACGUCGUCAUCUGAGGAUUUGAAAGGCAGUUAUAAGUGUGCACUUGCUAAUUUUGGUAUUCCUAGAUAUGGAGGAACAUUAAGGGGUUUGGUUAAAUAUCCAAAGGAGAAUCAAGAAGCUUGCAAUAACUUCACUGAUGUUUCUUUCAAACCGGAUAAUCCCGGUGCCCUUCCGGUCUUUCUUCUUGUGGAUCGCGGUGGUUGUUACUUCACAAACAAGGCAUGGAACGCACAAAAUGCAGGGGUUGCAGCUAUUCUCGUUACACAUGAAACCGACGAUUUAAUCACCAUGGAUAUGCCUGAACAUGAUCCAAAUGCAACUUACUUGCAGAACUUAACACUCUCAUCCGUUUUCAUCACACACUCACUUGGAGUUUCACUAAAAAAAGAACUAGAAAAACCAAAUCCAAUUCUUGUAACUCUUGAUUGGACAGAAGCUCUCCCUCAUCCGGAUGAACGAGUUGAAUACGAGUUUUGGACAAACACCAACGAUGAAUGCGGACUCAAGUGUGAUAAUCAGUUAAAUUUUGUCAAAACGUUUAAAAAGGUGGCGCAAACACUUGAACAAAAUGGGGACACGCGAUUCACACCGCAUUAUAUAACUUGGUAUUGUCCGGAGGAGUAUACUUCAAGUGAUAAAUGCAAGUCACAGUGUAUUAAUCAUGGAAGAUAUUGUGCCCCGGAUCCUGAGGAAGAUUUUAGUAAAGGGUAUACUGGGAAAGAAGUUGUUGUUCAAAAUUUAAUUCAGGCGUGUUUUUAUAAGGUGGCAAAUGAAAGUGGAAAACCGUGGCUUUGGUGGGAUUAUGUGACUGAUUUUUCGACGCGUUGCCAAAUGAAAGAGCAUAAGUACGACCAAGAAUGCGCACAUGAAGUUAUCAAAUCAUUUGGAGUUGAUACCAAGAAAAUAGAUGAAUGUGUGGGUGAUACAACAGCAGACACCGAAAACGCAGUCCUCAAGGCUGAGCAGCACGCGCAGAUAGGGAGUGGUACUCGCGGGGAUGUGACAAUACAACCAACUGUUGUAAUAAAUAACAGACAAUAUAGGGGUAGACUGGAUAACAAGGCAGUUCUGAAAGCCAUUUGUUCAGGAUUUAAGGAGGGCACAGAGCCGGCUCUCUGUUUAAGCUACGAAAUAGAAACAAACGAGUGUCUGGUCGACAACGGCGGCUGCUGGAGUGACAAAGUUACUAAUAUUACUGCUUGCAAGGAUACUUUCCGAGGGAAAGUGUGUGAAUGCCCGGUUGUGAACGGUGUGAAGUUUGUUGGUGAUGGUUAUACACACUGUGAAGCUUCCGCAGCCCUACGCUGUCAAGUUAACAAUGGAGGCUGUUGGGAAGGCAGCAAAGAGGGCAGGAACUACACUGCUUGUAUUGGUGACCAUACAAAAGGUUGUGAGUGUCCAUCGGGAUUCAAGGGAGAUGGAGUUAAUAGUUGUGAAGAUAUUGAUGAAUGCAAAGAGAAAAAGGCAUGCCAGUGUUCUAAAUGCAAAUGCAAGAAUACAUGGGGAAGCUAUGAGUGUAAUUGUGCAGCCAACUUGUUCUACCUUAAAGAACAUGAUAUAUGUAUAAGUGCCAAAGAUGUUAACACGAGUGAUGGAUGGGGUUUUGCAUGGGUCUUUUUCGGUUUGAUUGCUAUCGGAGUUGUUGGAUACAUAUUCUACAAGUACAGAGUUCGGAGAUACAUGGAUUCAGAGAUCCGGGCUAUUAUGGCGCAAUAUAUGCCGUUGGAUGGUGAAGUUGAGGUUCCUGUUACUAGGUCACAUGGAGACAUCUAAGGAACAACACUUAGGAUGAUGGCUCAUUUGAUAUUAUCUCAUGUAUAUAAAUCAUUUGGUUUUGAGAUUUUUGUGUUUACGCUUGAAGUGUUGAAUCUAAACUAUAUACCUGUCUGAAUUGGACCAUUGUAAAAUGUUUACCAAAAUCCACAUAAGUCUUUGCUAGAA
Messenger RNA from Helianthus annuus (common sunflower), 2298 nucleotides. RefSeq names its product vacuolar-sorting receptor 1. The record is from RefSeq and is a predicted model, not a curated record. The transcript has 12 exons. Bases 253 to 2130 code for a protein of 625 amino acids. Gene Ontology annotation, molecular function: calcium ion binding. Lineage: Eukaryota; Viridiplantae; Streptophyta; Magnoliopsida; Asterales; Asteraceae.